Molecule: messenger RNA, 684 nt
Organism: Lachancea lanzarotensis
Lineage: Eukaryota; Fungi; Ascomycota; Saccharomycetes; Saccharomycetales; Saccharomycetaceae
Product: LALA0S02e11166g1_1
Exons: 1
Coding region: 1-684 (227 amino acids)
Source: RefSeq, a predicted model, not a curated record
AUGAUUGUUCCCUUUUUUCAACUUUUAUUUAUUUUAAAUUACAUAACUAGACUAGUGGCAAGCUACAAUGUCACAGACCAACACUUAUUCGAAGCCAUAUCAGCCUCGGCAGCCAACUGUAGUGAAGUACUCGGAUUCAAUGUGACUACUUGGUUAAGCAGCUCAGGGACGGUAUAUAUACAGCCCGAGAUCAACGGUACACUGACGCCAGACCAACUUACACUGCUGACGGACUGCAAAUUAUCAAUUGAUGGGGUUGUAGUGGCUUACCAACAUAACAAACAACAGGGGCAAGAAAUGGAAGAAAACUUUAAUGGAAUUAUGACAAUGAUAGGCUUUGCAGCGUUUGAGGCCGCCGGCAUACAAGUUACACUUAAUAGAUUCAGGAGAGUGUUGGCCCUUGCUAAGAGGGCGGUGGCACUGGGGGUGAAUGGUUACGGCGUUACCAAUUGUGACGGAGGUGAUCAGAUAUUCUCAGUGGUAUCUGGAUCGGACGACUGCCAGACACCCAGCUGGAAUCAAAAGUCAAAAGCCGUAGACUUGCACAAUUACGACCCCAGUAACUCGCAAUGGGUAGAUCUGUUCCCGCACCAUAGCUGCUCAAGCGACGGGGCUAGAUACUUAAUAGGGCCCGGCGAGGCUAACUGUCAAGUCAGGAACACUUAUUCUUGGGUUCAAGAAUGA